ACACUACAUUUCACCUCACCUCCACCUCUUGCUUCUUUUUCUUCUCUUUAUUCUUCUUCCUCAACCCAACCAAACCCUUCACAUUAAUUCCUCUCCUCUCUUCUUCUUCUUCUUGUUUGGGUUAUUACAAUCAUGAGCUCCAUUGUAGAGAGUAUUCAGAAGAGAAGUUUCUUGUCAUCUACCCGCGUUCAGCUCCCUGUUUCCAACAACGACGCAGCCGAUCAACAAAGUCUUCGCAGGAGGCCGUCUUCUCUCUCGCUCAGAAUCCAAAACAUCUCUUCUUCACCCGCUGCAUCAUGGGCAUUUCGCAGAUCUAAGUCUGUCUCAUCCAUGGGAGAGUACGCCGGAAGCUCUAUUAGAAAAUGGUGGGAUUUGGGUUGGUCUUGGAUCUUAUCUAGAAAACCUGUUUUCGCCAAAGAUAUCGAGAUGAAUGAGGAGGAAACUAGGGUUCUUGGCUGCCAUAACAAAGGGAGCUGGAGACAUGUGUUCUACAAAGUCAGGUCUGAGAUCAGAAGACUGAUGCGAUCUGAUCAAGUGGGUCUUCCUCAAACUUACAGGUACGAUUCUUUCAAUUACGCCAAGAACUUCAAUGGCUGAUUAUCAUAUCCCUCUCAUGGGAAUAAAAAUCAUGAAGCAGAGCGGGCGCAAUUCAAAUUUUGUGUAUGGGGUUUUCUUUUUCUGUAAUUUGGUGAAAGUAAUUGUUUAUUUGUGGUUCAUGGAGAUCUGGAUGCAUGUUUGAAUAUCGCAAUUUCUGCCACUGCUAUAUGAAGGAAGUACGGGCAAAGAUCGUGUUGUUGAUAAAACUGAAUCAUUGCAGACGAGCUUACUUGCUGCUCGAUUCUCUUGUUAGUAUAUAUUACGAAUUGUUAUUAAUCAGAAUUUUAAGUAAUUAUUUGUUUAUUUAUUUUCAUUUUUUGUAUAUUGAUGACGUCAUUAAGUGCCAAUGCAUUCUUAUGGUGUUAUUCUA
Messenger RNA from Carica papaya (papaya), 967 nucleotides. RefSeq lists its product as uncharacterized. The record is from RefSeq and is a predicted model, not a curated record. NCBI's taxonomy places the organism in Eukaryota, Viridiplantae, Streptophyta, Magnoliopsida, Brassicales, Caricaceae.